UGCUUCUCAAAUGGGAAAAAGUUAUAAACAAUUGUAACAAAUUGCUGAAAUGCAGGUAUAUUUCAGUAUGUAUUCAUAUUAAAAUUCUCGAUGUUGCAGAAACAGAGUGAAGCCAUAUAAAUUUGAGCCAAACCAAUUAAUUAAGAAAAGGCAAUCGUACCUCAGACAUUAAUAUGUCGAAUAUAUCGUUAACUAAAACUGAACAUUGGAUAAAUAACAGAAGCAAUCCUUUUAUUGAGGAAUGGAGAAGCUGGUGUCGUCUCUGCGCGAAAGCUAAUGCUCAAUACAUUAAUGUUUUAUCUCAACAAUGCCACCAGUCAAUACCUGCAAACAUCAAUUACACCUUCAACAUUGCUUCUACAAUAGAAGAUUUUUUUCGGGUUCAUAUCAAAGAAGACGAAAAACUAUCACCAUUGGUAUGUACGGAGUGUUUUCAUGUAAUAGCAUCUUUCGUCAAAUUUAGUGAAAAUAUAAAAAAAGUUCAACAAUUGUACGAUGAUCUUCAGCAUAGUGAUGACAAAGCAAAACUAGAUUUGCUGGCUCUAUAUGAAAAAUAUGGGUUAUCUAAAGACGAAACCCUACUUGCAAAACCGAACGCCAAACUGCCGGUAGAAGAAGUUUUUAUUGCUGAUUCGCCGAUCACUAGUACAGCUCAUUCAUCGAAAUUUGAGGUGAAAGAUGAAAAACUAUCUGAUGAACUGCCAACUGAGGUAUUUAUUAGAGAGUUCGAAAAGAAAGAUGAAUUCCAAGAUCCAUUUGGCGAAGAAGUUGUGAAUUCUGGCCAGAAGAAUUGCCCUCCAGCGCAGGAAGAUGACAGUAGUACCGGAAGUGGGGAUUUUAAUAUUAAAAUGGAUACUUCAGAUGACGAUGAACAAGAAUUAAAAAAUAUUGCUGUAAACAGUGAAAGUAUGGAAUCUGAAGAUUCUUCAGAAAUCUCGAAAGAAAGUAAAUAUACUUGCAACAUUUGCUCUCAGCGUUUUCAGCGUAGUGGUAACUACUCAGUUCAUAUGAAGAAAAAGCAUGGUGUGGUUAUAUGCCCGCAAUGCUCUAAAUCAUUCGAUAGUGAAUCAAGUUUAAGGCGUCAUAUGAAAGAUCAUCGUCAGCUAUUUCCCUGCCAACAUUGCGAUCGAAAAUUCCAAACGAAAGAAUACGUGGCCCAACAUGUAAAAUUUGUACACGAGGAUGAGCGUCCAUUUAUUUGCGAAGCAUGCGGCGAUGCUGUUCGCACUAAAGGACAGUUAAAGGAACACAUGUUGACACACACAGAUUAUUCUCCUUUUGAGUGCAAAGAAUGUGGAAAAUGCUUCAAGCAAAAACAACGUUUGAAGAGACACAUGCAGAUACAUGGGGACAAACAUAUUUGCACAGAAUGUGGCAAACAACUAAGUACGCGAGCUACACUCAAUAGUCAUUUAUUGGUGCAUUCCGAUAAAAUGCCCCACAAAUGUGAUUAUUGUGGCCGGCUAUUCAAGCGUGCCAAAACGCUUAAAAACCAUUUAAUUGCACAUACUGGCCUUAGACCAUAUUCUUGUGACUUUUGUGACAAAACAUUUUCAACUGGUCCGAGCUGUCGUUUUCACAAAAAGACUAUGCAUCCAGUGGAGUUAGCUGCGCUAGAGGCGUCUGGGGUAAAAACAUAUACAAAAAAUAUACCCAACUUGGACGUAUUAAAGGCGGUCUCUCGGACGGCAGAAAAUCUCACACCGCUGGCAUCGAAACAAAACGGCUAUGCAAACUUCGAUAAGAAAAGAGAUAUUUCAACUGAAGAUGUAAACUCAAAAAUAACAGAAACUACCAAUGCAAACGUUAUAUAAGUGAAAUGCUACAAAUAUUUUGUACUUAAAAGAAAUCGCAUUUCUGACUACUAUAUUUAAAUUUUAAACGCAAAGCAAAAGCAUGAAAUUGAAAUAAUUUGUUCGUGAUACCUUGAACAAUGCUCAUCAGCACUGGAGACGCAACUUAUCAAAAGAUAGUAUUUUUCGGUGUAAAAAUUUUAAUACGAGCUUUUACAGAUAACGCAUUUUUGAACUCGAAACAUUUUCAGAAGAAAAAGGCACCAAUGGCAAAGCAACGUUAUAAAAAUGCAAGUUUCUGCCAAUAAAAACCUUCAAACAGUAGUAUUUUUUGUCAAACCCUAUUAUGUGAAUAUUUCGCACACAUAAAAUUGAAAAAAUAAUAAAAUCAGGUGGAAAAAGGAAUAAUUAAAUUAAAAAAAUUACUAUUUGUUUGAAAUUUUUUACUGAAAAGUUAAUGAACAAAGCAUGUGUACAUUAAAAGUAGUUUUUUCAGAUUUGUUUUAGUAAUUU
Molecule: messenger RNA, 2306 nt
Organism: Anastrepha obliqua
Lineage: Eukaryota; Metazoa; Arthropoda; Insecta; Diptera; Tephritidae
Product: zinc finger protein weckle-like
Exons: 5
Coding region: 174-1814 (546 amino acids)
Biological process (GO): regulation of transcription by RNA polymerase II
Cellular component (GO): nucleus
Molecular function (GO): DNA-binding transcription activator activity, RNA polymerase II-specific; RNA polymerase II cis-regulatory region sequence-specific DNA binding; zinc ion binding
Source: RefSeq, a predicted model, not a curated record